Tribolium madens (black flour beetle) is the source of this 1359-nucleotide messenger RNA. RefSeq names its product acyl-CoA-binding domain-containing protein 5A. Gene Ontology annotation, biological process: fatty acid metabolic process. Gene Ontology annotation, molecular function: fatty-acyl-CoA binding. Bases 485 to 1222 code for a protein of 245 amino acids. The transcript is spliced from 3 exons. NCBI's taxonomy places the organism in Eukaryota, Metazoa, Arthropoda, Insecta, Coleoptera, Tenebrionidae. The record is from RefSeq and is a predicted model, not a curated record.
UGCGAGUUUGCGACCCACUAAUCCCUAUUAGGGAUCAAAAAUCGCUUUUUUUCUCAAAUAAUUACAAAAUUUAGACAAAUCGUAGAAGGCUUCACAAUUGUCAAAAGUGAAAGCCUUGCCCUGAUUGGUCAAAUUUGAAUUUCCCGCGAUUAGCCACCAGGUGACGCUUCAGUUGAACCGCGAAGAGUUGGCUGUGGUGAAUCCCAGAGUUUAUCAAAAUUACGCGUAAUUAGUGUUUUAAACGCAAAUUCGUGAUGAUUUUGGGUAAAAAACGUCGCAAAUCGGUAAUCCACACUCCGGUUGUGAGCUGGUGCACUUUUUUUUAUGUGUUUAUGUAACAUAACCUCACAUUUAAUUAUUUUUUGCGUUGGUUUUUUUGACUCGAAAGUGAAUAAACGAGGUGAAAAGUGCGUCCGUGAUGGUUUAAGAAUCCGCGAAGACAGUUAUUUUCAAUAUUUGCUCAUAUCAGCCCAGCAAUGACCUCAUGCUCCGUUUCUACGCCUACUACAAGCAGGCGACUUUGGGGCCGUGCACGGGCCGACGUCCCGCCUUCUACGACGUGGUGGGUCGUGCGAAAUACGACGCUUGGAAGUGUCUGGGUGACAUGCCCAAGGCGAUGGCAAUGUCGAAAUACGUCGAUGAAUUGCACACAAUUGUCGAAACGAUGAGUUAUUCGGAUAAGGUGGCGAAUUUCUUGGAGGCCCCCACCGACGAGAUCGAGUGUGUCAAUAUGAUAAUGGACGAUUUGGAGUUGGUGGCGGGGGACGUGUUGGAGAAGGUGCGUUCGCAGCCGAACUCGCCGUUGGCCUCGAGAGAGGCCUCGCCGAUUAGGAUGUUCAGGAGUCGGGAUGUGUCGCCGGUGUCGGCCCCCGAGGAGUCGGAUCAUAGCGAUGAUGAGUAUAUAGACACCAUUGAGUUUCCAGAAUCGAAAAAAGUCAAUUCCGAGCAAAUGUCAAAUGGAUACAUUCCGAAAGAGCACGUUUCACGUUCAAGAACGAAAUCACAAACCAGUGUAGAUAUAUCUCAGGAAGUGUCUAAGGCUGUGCAGAGUCUGAAGGCUGAUGUUGAAAGGCUCACCAGUAAAAUAAAUACAUUAGAAAGGUCAAAUGUUGUUAGUAAACAUCGAUCAACGCGAUUGUCAUUAGAAGCCAUCGUGUUUAUAAUAGCUUGGCCAUUCGUGGCCUCUUUUAUUCUGAAUAGGUACGUUUACAACAGGAAGUAAAAAAAGUGGUGUUUUUCAGUCUAUUAGGUUCAAGUACGGAAAUUGGCCUUUAUUUUAUUGUUAUUUUUUUUGUUUUUCAUGUUAUGUAAAGUGUAGACUUUUAUAUGGUUUGGAAAAAUAAAGUUUAGUCCAACUGA